AGGGAGCAGAUCUAGUGGGCGUGAUUUUAGCAGCUGAACUGUUUGCAUUAAAACAACGAACGCUGAUUAUGCCGGCCAUGGCUUGUUUCUGGGGAAUGGGUGUAAUCAGCACUAGUCUUAUUGGUUUCUUGUUCAGAAAUUGGCGACAUGCUCAGAUCUUCAUAUCUGGCGUAUCUCUCCUCUCCAUUCCCCUCAUAUGGAUACUUCCGGAAUCCGCCCGAUGGCUAACUGUGAACAGGAAGUACAAGAAAGCUCUCCGUGUCCUCCAGCGAAUGGCUAAGUGCAACGGUCGCCCCAUUGAGGACGAGGUGGUUAAACAAUAUGAGGCUGCUAUCGCUAGAAAGACAACUGAGAAAGAAAAGGAUUUGGAAACGCAUGGCUCCAUGACAAUAAAGGAGAAAUUUUGCGGAGGAAGGAAGCAUAACAAAAUGAAGACUUUUACAGUUGUUGACAUAUUCCGC
Owenia fusiformis is the source of this 461-nucleotide messenger RNA. Lineage: Eukaryota; Metazoa; Annelida; Polychaeta; Sabellida; Oweniidae. The record is from the annotation of a GenBank genome assembly.